GCAGUCAAUGUCACGCCAAGUCAAACGCAAUGAAGUUUUUGCCGGUCUUUGUACUACAACUGAUUCGCUCCUUCUGUUUGGAGCUGAGCCAAUACGAAUAUUCAGAAAUUUUACAUCAUGAGGACCGUAGGAGCAUUGUGAGGGACACCAAGUCGGUUUUUUGGCCCGAGCUUGAAGACCUUGAAAAUACUGAGCGGUGCAAGCGGCAAGAGCAGCCCGUUUUCGAUAGUGGUGACUUCAGGAUUCUGGAUGAAGAACACGUGAAUUUGACGGGUUUGGGCAUUGUGCCCAACAGCUGGCCGGAGAUUAGUAAUGCAAGCAAUGAGAGAAAUGGGGAGCAGGAGGACAGAUCAGUGCUGCGCGUUCAGGUGAACAUUUCGCGUCUGCAACAAUUGAGCGACUCUGAAGGGAGAUGCCUUUUGAAAAAGCAGCAGAGUUUCUGGCACAACCAAAUGAGCAAGGAGGAAAUUAGGAAUUUGCAAAGCAGCAUCAUGCGGAGGUACAUGGACAAGCAAAGUGACCCUUGCAGCGACUUCUACAGCUACGCGUGCGGCAACUGGAAGAACUACUUUAAAAUACCUCCCGAUCGCUCCUCCUACGACACCUUUGAGAUAAUUCGCGAAAACCUGGACUUGGUGCUGAAUGACAUCCUCAAGGAGGCACCCGCAGGGGUUCCAACACUGGAAAGACCCCGCUUGGAGCAUCUAUUCGAAGCGGGGCAGCUGAACAACAACACCUUGGACGCCACUGUGAAGGCGAAACUCUUCUACCAAUCCUGCAUGGACGAGUUGAGCAUUUCCAAAAGGGCCAAUCAGCCGCUGGCUGAUGUUUUGCAGUACUUGGGAGGAUGGCCGAUUGUUUCCCAAGUGUGGGCCGGGAAUAGGGAGGACUUGUUUGUGCUCCUGGCAAGGUUGAGGCUGCUGAACAAUGACGUGCUAAUCUCCCAGUGGGUGGGGCCUGAUAUGAAGAACGCCAACCAAUACGUGGUACAUGUGGAUCAGACAAGUCUGGGGUUACCCAGCAGGGACUAUUUUCUGGACCCGAAGAAUAUCAAAUACGUUCGGGCCUACAAGAUACUGAUCAUGGCCAGCGCUCUGUUGCUGGGGGCGUGUCCUCAAACAGUGGAGCAGCAGGUGGACGACCUUGUGGAGCUUGAAACCUCAUUGGCCGAAAUAAUGGCCUCAGGCGAGGAGAGACGCAACAUUUCCGACGUUUAUCUCAAGACCGAUCUGGCCUCGAUGUCGCUCUACUUUCCCCAGUACGACUGGAAGACCUACUUCGAUCUAGUUCUAGGACCUGAAGUCAGCCUGCGCACCCCAGUGGCUGUCUAUAGCGUCAAGUACCUUCUGGAACUGGUUCACGUGCUGAGCAACUCAGAGUACCGAACCAUCCAGAACUACUUGAUCUGGCGCUUUGUGCACCAUCGCCUUAUCAACCUAGAUUCCCGUUUCCUGGAUGUGAAGCAGCGCUUCAACUUCGUGCUAUUUGGAAGGGAGAAACAGCCGCCGCGUUGGCAGUUCUGCGUCUCGCAGGUGAACACCCAUAUGGGCAUGGCAAUUGGGGCGCUUUUCGUGCGUCGCUACUUUGAUGAGACCAGCAAAAAGGACACGAUCCAGAUGACGCAAGCGCUGGUGGGCGCCUUCAAGAACAUCCUAGAGGAAAGCACCUGGCUGGAUGAUCACACCAAGAGCUAUGCUCGCAUGAAAAUCGACAGUAUGGACCUGAAGAUUGGGUUUCCAGACUUUGUCCUGAACACUACUGAGCUAAGCAUGCGCUACUACGAUGUUGAUAUACAUCCAGAGUACUUUUUCGAGAACGUGCUGAGCAUUCUGCGCCACAUGAGCAGAUCUGAGCAGAAGCGGCUGAGGUCUGAGGUGAACCGGACCUUGUGGAGCACGUCGCCUGCAGUGGUCAACGCCUACUACAGCCGGAACAAGAACCAGAUCAUGUUCCCGGCAGGCAUCCUGCAGCCCCCUUUCUAUCACAAGCACUUCCCCAAGGCGAUGAACUUUGGAGGCAUUGGAGUGGCGAUCGGGCAUGAAAUCACCCAUGGCUUUGACGACAAAGGACGCCUCUUCGACCAACAGGGAAAUCUGAUGAUGUGGUGGAGGGACGCCUCGAUCAGGAAUUUUUACGAAAAGGCCCAGUGCAUAAUAGACCAAUAUAGCCAGUACGUGCUGCCGCAGAUAAAAAUGCCAAUCGAUGGGUACUUAACGCAAGGGGAAAACAUCGCUGACAAUGGUGGCAUUAAGCAGUCCUUUAGAGCCUACCAAGAGUGGCUUUCCAGACAUCCUGGGGCCGAUGAGAGCCUCCCAGGUUUGAACCUAACGGGAAAACAACUGUUCUUCCUCAACUUUGCUCAAGUGUGGUGCGGCCAGCAGCGCAUUGAGGAGGCGAAAUACCGCUUGAAAACGUCCGUUCACUCGCCCGGGAUUUUUCGGAUCAUUGGAGUGCUCAGCAACUCGGAGGACUUUGCCAGGGAGUUUCACUGCCCGAAAAAUAGCCCCAUGAACCCGGAGAAAAAAUGCACCAUUUGGUAAAUGGAGUUGAGAGGAGUUUGAGAGUUUCAUUACAAAAUGAUCAAAAAAUGUACAAAACUUCAGAAAUUUGAAUCGUAAAUUUCUUGGUAACCAUUGGAAAAAAUAAGUUGAUGGUUGUAACUUGUUUUUGAACCACCAAAAGUUGCAAUUACAAACAAAAAUAAACGGUUCCGAGCUUUUUCCAAGACA
Dendroctonus ponderosae (mountain pine beetle) is the source of this 2729-nucleotide messenger RNA. RefSeq names its product neprilysin-4-like. Gene Ontology annotation, cellular component: plasma membrane. Gene Ontology annotation, biological process: protein processing. The transcript has 11 exons. The record is from RefSeq and is a predicted model, not a curated record. NCBI's taxonomy places the organism in Eukaryota, Metazoa, Arthropoda, Insecta, Coleoptera, Curculionidae. Bases 30 to 2540 code for a protein of 836 amino acids. Gene Ontology annotation, molecular function: metalloendopeptidase activity.